Molecule: messenger RNA, 1404 nt
Organism: Spea bombifrons (plains spadefoot toad)
Lineage: Eukaryota; Metazoa; Chordata; Amphibia; Anura; Pelobatidae
Product: PI-PLC X domain-containing protein 2-like
Exons: 4
Coding region: 213-1151 (312 amino acids)
Biological process (GO): lipid metabolic process
Molecular function (GO): phosphoric diester hydrolase activity
Source: RefSeq, a predicted model, not a curated record
UAUCGUCUGCAAUUUGGAAUGUGGAGCAUUUGUCACCUGAGCACCAGGAAGUUCCAGUAAAAAGAAUAGUCACACUGCACCUAACCGAAUAAACAAUCCUUACUUGUUUUCUGCUGUUAAUGGACAAGUAAAAACAGAAUCGAGUAAUCCGACUUGUAUAUAUGCUUGGAAUGAGCAAUUUACAGUGAAGACAAGAAAGCAACAUAUAAGAGAUGACUAUAAAGUGCAAUGAAGACUGGAUGGCCUCUCUGCCACCUGGUCUCAGUACGUUGCCCUUGUCCAAUCUGGCAAUACCAGGCUCACACGAUUCAUUUAGCUUUUGGGUUGAUGAAAAGUCUCCAGUUGCACCAGACCAGGCAACGUCAAUUAAACGUUUAGCAAAAAUAUCUUUGGUGAAAAAAUUAAUGAAGAAAUGGUCUGUUACCCAAAAUUUAACAUUUAAAGAGCAGCUGGAGUCAGGCAUUCGCUAUUUUGACCUACGUGUAUCUUCAAAACCAGAGGAAACUGACCAAGAUAUUUACUUUAUACAUGGCUUAUAUGGAAUUAAAGUAUGGGAUGGACUAACAGAGAUUAAUCAGUUUUUGACAAUUCACAAGAAAGAGGUUGUUUUGUUGGACUUCAACCAUUUUUAUGCAAUGGAACAUGAGCAUCACUUGUAUCUUGUUAAUCUUUUGCAAGAAGCUUUUGGAAGUAAACUAUGUGCUGCUGAAUGUGUAGAGAACAUUACACUACAACAUCUGUGGGCUAAAAAAUAUCAGGUUCUGAUCUUCUAUCACUACAAUAUAUGGAAUGAAUAUUCAUUUCUGUGGCCAGGAAAUAAAAUACCAGCACCAUGGGCGAACACAACAAAUGUAAACAAGUUAAUUCAGUUUUUAGAGACAACACUUGGAGAACGCUCAAAAAGAGGGACCUUUCAUGUUUCACAAGCUAUUCUCACACCAAGGGCAAAAACUAUUUUUCGCGGGUUAAAAUCAGGAUUGAAAAAUACACUUGUUCACAGGAAUCUUCCAAUGAUCUUGAACUGGGUAAAAAUGCAGAAGCCAGGUGCCUUGGGUGUUAACAUCAUUACUUCGGAUUUUGUAGAAUUGGUUGACUUUGCAGAAACUGUUAUUGGAUUAAAUUAUCUUCUUUUAAAACGACAAAGAAUUUAAGACCAUAGCAAGCCGUUUUUUAAAUUACUACUAUUACUGUAAAUACUAAUAAAACUAUAUAUUAAGGGCAGACAGAAUCUAUAUGAUGUCAUAUCAGUUUCUUAACCCUUUCGCUGCUAAGCUGUAAAUUUCUUGGGAAUAAACUAUACAAACCAUAUAUUGUUUUUUUUUCAGCACACCCAGUAGAUUCCAAAUAUACCAUUUUUAUAUGUGUAUGUCUCAUUAGGUUUGCAAAAUAAAGCCAAAUAUGGGG